CUAGCGACUAACCAUUCGUGGAAAGAUAGGUAGGUAUCGUACGAGUAUGUACCUAGCUCUACCAAAAGUUUUCGUCACAAUUGAUUCAUUCACGAAUGAAUAGCUCACGAACAUAAUAUUUCUUAUCUAAGCCCCGACUUCAACCCUCGUUUUUAGGCUCUCGUCCCCUCCACCAUUCAUGCCAAAAUUUCUUUCACGAAAAAAAUCGUGAACAAAUCGCGUCUUGCGACGGUCAACGCAGAACGAUCAUCGAUCGACAAGCAGGGCUCCUUUUUCCUCGAUUCAAGUUCCAGAUACGCUAAGAAAUAGGCUUCGAGUACACUAAUCCCAUAUCAAUCGAACAGCAGCCAGAGAACCGGCUCCGAAAAGAAUGCCUGCAUCAACUUCUUCAUCGGUGCCUCUGAUCAAGGGGUACAUACCCGUCCGUCUCAACCUCCCGCGCCAACCCCAAUUCGUCGCUCGACAGGGAGAAGACGAAGACGACGGGACGGAGGACGCGUUUUUCUUUGUUCGGGAGCACCAGGGCAGGUCCGCCGAAAACGACAACGCCAGCAACAACCAAGGAACAACCACUAAAAAAGGAACCACGUUGUUCGUCGCCAACGCGCCCGUAGUUCCCGGUGUGUCAACCAAGCUCCUACUCAAAUCGAUCUUUGGGAGGUUUGCCGAGGUGACCCGGGUCACUGCGGUCCAGAAUCCGAGAGCCGCGGCCACGGCUGUAGCCAAUGAGGACGGUGAUUUCGGAAUCACUUCACACGCCACAACGUCGUCUUCAGACAGCAUUUUUGCGUGGACCGACAAGGAGGCAGCCUUUCUGCCAACCUUUUUGCCUCCUAUCCUUUCGUCAACCGAGGGAAAGUAUGCUCACGUGGUGUUCAGUUCCGCCAAAGAACUCAAAAAAGCGAAAAAGGCACUGGAAGAUCUAAWGUCUGCUUCGUCAAAAGGGAAAAAAUCGUCUCGCCGGCGUUCCAAGGACCAAUCAAACAAAACUAACAAAGAACAUGCGCUUAUCGUCGACAAGCUCGAACUGCAAACCCUAUCGGACGAAAGCAUGCGGCAACGGGAAGAAAUUCUUCGAAUCACAGUGAAGGAGGCAAGCGACGACGACGAUGAUUUUGGGGACGGUGACGAGAACACCGGAACAAAAAAGCCACAAACGAAACCCGAACAGCCCACAGGCGUCCUGGCCGUAGCCCAGCGCUACAGGGAGAGCUGCCGGUUCCUCAAGAACCGGUCCAAGCUCAUGGAGGAAUGUAACGCGGUUAUGCAGGCCUACGAGGAGGCCGAGGAAGCCAAGCGCCUCGCCAUAGAGGCCGCGCGGGCGGAGCCCGACGCCGACGGCUUUGUUUCGGUCUCGUACUCGAGUGCCGUGGGAAGCAAGAUCGACCUGGAGCAGAGUGCCACGGCCACGACCCCGAGCCGCAGAAAGGGAAACAAGCGGACCCGGAAGAAGAAGGAGGCCUACGGUGCCGGGGAGCUCACUGAUUUUUAUCGGUUUCAGCGGGCGGACAACCGGAGGCGAACCAUGGAAGAUUUGCGACGGAAAUUCGAGGAGGACGUGAGGAAGGUAAAGCGCCUAAAGCAAGAAAAGGAGUACCGGCCGUUCUAAGGAUCGGUUCUCGCACUCUAGUACUGUUUAUUUUAGGACUUAUCGCUCGCCAUCGCAAAAUUUAAGGCAAUCUGUGUACAAUCAUUUCUAGAAAACAAGGCCUUUACUACAUGAAGCGUUCUAUAAAAGUACAGUAGCUUG
Pseudo-nitzschia multistriata is the source of this 1750-nucleotide messenger RNA. The record is from the annotation of a GenBank genome assembly. Lineage: Eukaryota; Bacillariophyta; Bacillariophyceae; Bacillariales; Bacillariaceae.